Molecule: messenger RNA, 1677 nt
Organism: Uncinocarpus reesii 1704
Lineage: Eukaryota; Fungi; Ascomycota; Eurotiomycetes; Onygenales; Onygenaceae
Exons: 2
Coding region: 1-1677 (558 amino acids)
Biological process (GO): proteolysis; apoptotic process
Cellular component (GO): trans-Golgi network
Molecular function (GO): serine-type carboxypeptidase activity
Source: RefSeq, a predicted model, not a curated record
AUGCCCCUGAACUCGUUUCUUCCCGCGAUUCUUGCCGUGGCCGGGCUUAUCGAAGCAGCUCCACCUCCAAAAUUUCCAGGAAUCAGUUGGAGGACGACCUUCGUCCCAAUUCCUCUAAAUGAGGAUGGCUCUCCCGUACCUGGUUGGAAAAGAGCAGUGCCACUAAAUGAUACUUCAAAAUAUGUGGUCAAGUCGCUUCCGAAUGCCCCGGCUAUUCCUCCCAGCUGGGCAGGCCGCAUAGGUGUGCCUGGGGUGGCUGAAGGCAACGAACAAUUUUUUUGGCUAUUCGAGACCGAAAAUAAGAAAUAUGACGAUCGCUUGAUUAUUUGGCUGAACGGCGGUCCUGGCUGUUCGUCCAUGAUUGGAGCUUUUGCUGAAAACGGGCCCCUCACUUUUGUCGGAGAUACAAGUCAACUCGAGCGCAAUCCGUAUUCCUGGACUAAGUUAGGCCAUGUUCUUUACAUCGACCAACCCGUUGGCACCGGUUUCUCUACAGCUACCUACCCCACUCCGGCUAUAGAUAUCCUAAAGAUUACUGAGCUCUUUUACAGCUGGUUGAAACAAUUUUAUACCGUGUUUCCUCAUUUGCGCCAUAAGCGAACCCAUCUGAUUGGGGAAUCAUAUGGUGGCAUUUACGUUCCAUAUUUUGCUGAGAAGAUUCUCAAGCACAACAAAGAAUUUCCGGUCAACCUGACUUCCAUCGCUAUCGGAAACGGAGCAAUAGGAAAUAACAUUGCGAUGUCGGAUGUUACGGCCGGUGCAUACAUCAAAGAGAAAGCCAAACAGCUCGGUGUUGCCCCGGAUAUUGUGGAUGCGUUCGCCAAAGCAGACCACAUUUGUGGUCUUGAUUCAGUGCGAGAAAAAGCAGCGCACUAUCCACCAAAAGGCCACUUCGGCAUUCCAACCAGUUUGAAUAAUGCAACCGGCUUUACCGGCGACACAAGCUGCAGCGUUAAACCCAACAAUCCGAAAGCGAUCCUUUCCUCAAUCCUUGACUCCAAGUGCUACGGGCGAUGCGCCACUUACGCUACUGCACGCGAUCACAUCGAAACCAUCAGAGAAAAACGCUGCUACAGCAUGUAUAACAUCAACUAUGACUGCAAAACCCCGAAUCCGCUGAGCUCGUUGACUAAAUAUCUGAAUCGUGCCGAUGUCCAAUCCGCGCUCAACAUCCGCCCAUCUAACCCGGGAAUCACCACUCCGCAUCGCUUCGAGACGUGCAAUCAAACCAUCCUGGACUCCCUCUUUUCUCCAUCUAUCCAACCCGUCCCACCCACCCAGUCGAUCCUCCCUUCGAUCCUCACAACGCACAGGAUCCCCGUCCAUAUCUUCCAGGGCGAACUCGACAUGGUCAUCAACCACGUCGCCGUCGAAUUGGUUCUGCAGAAUAUGACCUGGAACGGAAAGCAGGGUUUCAAAGCCCGGCCGACUCUCCCUUUCGGCACUAAUGUGAAUCUCGACAGGAAGGGAGAUAUCAAGGGGGGGUGGAACGGCUCCGAAGCGGGUGUGUGGACGUGGGAACGGGGAUUAACAUAUCAUCGCUUCAAGGAGGCGGGUCAUGCGGUGCCUAGGGACCAGUCUAAGGAAAUGUGGCAUUACUUGAAGAACAUCAUACUUACAGGUUUUUAUUGGGAUGGAACCCCAGAUAGUCGAGGCCAAGGCACCGACUCUGGCUAA